CCCCUAAAUUUUACUAGUGAAAGUUUGAAAAAUCAUUUUGAAAGAACACAAUACGCACGAGAGAGAGAUUUCAAGAUCAUUUCGAAGAAGAAAGAAAACUCAGUAAGUUGUUCUUCUUCUUCUUCAUUUUUCACUUCAUCUCUUACAUUGUUGUACUUGUAGUUCAGUUCAGACUUCAGAGUAUAAAGCCCGCCACUAAGGCCUGGUAAGUGGUUUAAGUCAUCUUCGAUUUGGAGAAAGGAAUCGUUUUCAUUCUUUUGAAACGGAAGAAAUAGAGAGAGCAUAACAAACAACAGGAAGGACAUUCUUUAUACGAAACCAAAAGAAAAUGGCAUCCCAAUUGGCUCACCUUUUUCAAGAUCAAAACUUUAAUGCCCAAUAUGGAGCUUCUGCUGGGGGAAAGAUGAAUGCAAUUAAACCAGGGAAGAAUGGUAAAGGAGGGCUUAGUGGAAGGAAGCCACUUGGGGAAAUAUCAAACUCUGCUAACAUUGCCCCACCUCUAGCACAUGCCUCUAAAAAGCAUAACUCCAAAAACUUUGCUUCUACUAAUGAAGUUGCACAUGAAAAAAGUACUGCUAAAACUUCAGACAAAGUGGAGACUCGUAGUAGGAAAGCCCUCUCUGAUAUUUCAAACUCAGUGAAACCACAUCUCCACCAGGCUCCAAAGAACAGGCAAAACAUCAAGGCACCUAUUCUUGAUGAUUAUUCCUUUCCCAGUUGCAUUGCAGAGGAACAGUUUCUUCAUGACCAUCAGAAAUGCAUUAAAGCCAAUGCUACUUCAGAAAUGAAUGACUUCUUUAAUACAAUUGGACUAAAGAAUGUUUCUCUGAAACAGGUUGAUUCUCCUAAGAGCUUUUCCAAGUCAAUGAAGAAUCAGUUGGAAUUUGUGGAGAUACCCGAGUUUCUUGAAGAUGAGUAUCUUUGGAAACAGAACACUCCACCAAAGACUCCUAAAUCACCAAAUUACAACGCUUCAAAUUCUCUAGAUGUUUGGACCAAGGACUUUGAUUACGUCAAUUUCAAGUUGCUCUGAACUUCUAAACAUGUUUAUGGUUUGAUGCAAAAGCUCAUGAACAUCCUUGCCUUCAGGCUUUGUCAUUCUUAGUCAUGUCAUAUUUUUUUCUUUCUGUAUUUUCCUGUCUUGGUGUAAAGAUGUGUGGUUCGUCCUCAUUCUUGGAGGUGAAUCAUAAGUAGAUCAGAAAGUUGAAAGACUUUGUUUUGUUGCGUCAAUUUCAAGAUGUUUGGACCAGCGACUUUCUUUGAUUACAUCAAUUUCAAGUUGCUCUGAACUUCUAAACAUGCUUAGGUUUUGAUGCAAAAGCUCAUAAGUUUCUUGAAGAUGAUUUUGUUUGCUGAAA
Messenger RNA from Cannabis sativa, 1358 nucleotides. Its product is annotated as protein PATRONUS 2-like. The transcript has 5 exons. The coding region runs from base 329 to 1033 and encodes 234 amino acids. The record is from RefSeq and is a predicted model, not a curated record. Lineage: Eukaryota; Viridiplantae; Streptophyta; Magnoliopsida; Rosales; Cannabaceae. Gene Ontology annotation, biological process: regulation of mitotic cell cycle.